AUGGCGAAUUCAGACACAGUUAUGCUCGUAAUCAGAUCCUCUCGGCCACAGUUUCGCAACAACCGCGACAAGGUAGCCUUCGUAGUCCACGCUUCUUUCAUCUCCUCAGGUUACAAGCUCGUCGCUACAGGACGCCCUGCGCUCGCCGAAGACGCUCUCUCCUCCUCUCCUUCCCAAGGAGAGGUUGGGAUUGAGGGGUGGAACGAGUUCGAGGAGUACGCGUUUGUGUAUGCGAAGAAAGGAUCGAAGAAGAUUCUGGUUAAGUGCUUGGUGAUUGAUGAUAAGGUUCUUGUUGAUGCUAUAGCUGAAGGUGGAAGAGAGCCUGCUCAUCUCGAGAUUGAUGUUGAGAAGUAUGUUGCUGAGUCGAGCGAGGAGGGUGAUUACGAUGCACAGUUCAAGAAUUUGGAGAAGUUAGUUACUGAUUUGCAGAAUCAGAUACUGUACAAGGUUGAUGAAGGGCUUAAACCUGUUCCUCCUACUACGACUCGGUCAAGAUCGGAGACAAAUGAAGAGCCUGAGGCUGGAUAUUACGUAGGAAGGCCUGUUCCAUUAGGUCCUCAGAUUCACCCCUCAGGGGUGGUAGUUCCUCCUAUACCCGGCCCAGGUUACAGCGAUCUCAUCCCUGGCCCAGGUGCUGGAGUAUACCCGGUCAGGGGUGGUUUUGGCGAUGGAAGCAUGCUUAUAGGACCCAAUGAUCCUCGCAUGUUCCCCGGGAUUGGUGAUCAACCUGACUUCAUGGGACUACCACAACCGGGUGUGCCACCUCCUGGUGCACGCUAUGAUCCUAUUGGCCCUGGUUUUGAGCCAGGCCGGUUAGGAAGGCAACCUCCAAGGAGGCCAGGGGAUAUUCAUCCAGAUCUUCAGCAUUUUCCCCGCGGUUUUGGUUCAGAUUAUAUCUAG
Eruca vesicaria subsp. sativa (arugula) is the source of this 900-nucleotide messenger RNA. The record is from the annotation of a GenBank genome assembly. NCBI's taxonomy places the organism in Eukaryota, Viridiplantae, Streptophyta, Magnoliopsida, Brassicales, Brassicaceae.